Messenger RNA from Cloeon dipterum, 616 nucleotides. It is a transcript of the gene bc10, whose product is annotated as bc10. The transcript has 2 exons. Lineage: Eukaryota; Metazoa; Arthropoda; Insecta; Ephemeroptera; Baetidae. The record is from RefSeq and is a predicted model, not a curated record. Bases 170 to 418 code for a protein of 82 amino acids.
UGUGAGCAAAAUAACAUGGCGGCCAAAACAAUGCUGCACUGGAGCUGAAAAGUUACGUUUUCUUUGGAAUUUCUCGUGGCAUGUUCAUGCUCACCGUCACAGACAUCUAUCAUCCUACUUCGAAAAAUUCUAGCACGAUCAUCUUACAUUUUUAGGUCCCAUUAUCAGGAUGUACUGUCUGCAAUGGCUCAUUCCGGUACUGCUGAUUCCAAAACCGGUGAACCCCGCGCUUCUGCAGACUCACGUCAUGUUCAUGGCCCUCUACCUGAUCAGCUUCUUCCUUGAGCGCAAGCCGUGCACCAUCUGCAGCGUCGUGUUCCUCAUAGCAGUGUCGCUCAUUUGCUACUCGGGUUACAAUGGCUUCGGCGGCAACUGUCUCUUCUGGAAUUCAGACUGCUCGGCCACGAGUGAUAAUUGAAGAACAAUCCGUUGCGGUGCGCGUGUUUUGUGAUAUGACGACUCUACUCACCUUGUUAGCGGAAGGGCGGGAGCCUGUUUUCUUCCUUGUUGACCAUCAAAUUUAUUAAAUUCAUACUUCUUGUUGAACCUUGUAACGUUGUACCCCUGAUGUGAUUUUUAAUAAAUUGAUGCCUAUAUGUAUAUAUAUCACAUUAAA